AUGGCUGGCGGAAAAGGCGGUAAAGGUGGUAAAGGUGGCAAAGGUGGUAAAGUCGGAGGCGCCAAGAAUAAGAAGACUCCUCAAUCACGUUCUUAUAAGGCUGGUUUAUAAUUCCCAGUCGGUAGAAUCCACAGAUUUUUGAAGGGUAGAGUUAGUGCUAAGAACAGAGUUGGUGCUACUGCUGCUGUUUAUGCUGCUGCUAUUUUGGAAUAUUUAACAGCAGAAGUUUUGGAAUUGGCUGGUAAUGCUUCUAAGGAUUUCAAAGUCAGAAGAAUCACUCCUCGUCACUUGCUCUUGGCUAUUAGAGGUGAUGAAGAAUUAGAUAUUUUGAUCAAGGCUACCAUUGCUGGUGGUGGUGUCAUUCCUCACAUCCAUAAAGCUCUCUUGGGUAAGCACUCUACUAAAAACAGAUCUAGUGCUAAGACUGCUGAACCUCGUUGA
This is a messenger RNA of Tetrahymena thermophila SB210, 441 nucleotides long. RefSeq names its product histone H2A. Gene Ontology annotation, cellular component: nucleosome. Gene Ontology annotation, molecular function: protein heterodimerization activity; DNA binding; structural constituent of chromatin. NCBI's taxonomy places the organism in Eukaryota, Ciliophora, Oligohymenophorea, Hymenostomatida, Tetrahymenidae. The record is from RefSeq and is a predicted model, not a curated record. The transcript has 3 exons.